Molecule: messenger RNA, 699 nt
Organism: Fusarium poae
Lineage: Eukaryota; Fungi; Ascomycota; Sordariomycetes; Hypocreales; Nectriaceae
Exons: 3
Coding region: 1-699 (232 amino acids)
Source: RefSeq, a predicted model, not a curated record
AUGAUUCUCGACAAGCCCAAUCCGUCCUGUGUCAAAUAUGCAACAAAUUUGGGCCCUGGGGAUGGAGUAAAGAGGCCUAAGGUUCUUGCAGGCGAACCGAGUGACUCGGAGAUGAAAACCUACACAAACAUCACGCCAGAAGGCACAUUUAUUGAUUUGCAUGUCGAUCAAGGUUAUGAGGGAAUAACAUUGGUUGGGCGGGGUUGCGUCAAACUCUGGGUGAUGUUUCCUCCAACCGAACACAAUCUGACCAUUUGGGACGAAUAUCGAGAAUCCCAGGAGAUUUUAAAAAGCUCAUGGGAUCGUCUGAAGGGAGGCAAGGUUGCUAUCCAGACUGGAAAUCAAGCAAUCAUUCUCAAACCAGGCCUUCUACACUCUACAUUUACCCUAAGAGGCAGUUUGGUUUUUGGGUUAACAUAUAUAACCAAAAGCUGCCUCACAGUCACGCCCAAACUCUUAAGGAUAGAGCACGAUCAUUUCCAAAAACUUGGGGACGACGACUUGUCUCCCUUCCUUGAGAGUAUUCUCAUCUGUAUGAGUCCAGAGAGUGACAGACAGGACGAGGCAUUGCGAGUUCUAUGCGAAAUGCCAAAGAUACGAGCCGUGAAAAAAAACGACCUGUUAGCUAAGAUUAAGGAUGCAAUAACAUCUGCUGAUUGCCGUCACUGCGGCAAGCGAUGGAGGAGCCAUUGGGGAUGA